Messenger RNA from Trichophyton rubrum CBS 118892, 303 nucleotides. RefSeq lists its product as uncharacterized. Bases 1 to 303 code for a protein of 100 amino acids. The transcript is spliced from 3 exons. The record is from RefSeq and is a predicted model, not a curated record. NCBI's taxonomy places the organism in Eukaryota, Fungi, Ascomycota, Eurotiomycetes, Onygenales, Arthrodermataceae.
AUGGGACAAAAAGGCCUUCUGCCCCAUGUUCCCAAAGGGAGCAUGAGCCAUUUGCGAUCUGCCGCUACACCAAAAGGAAGCGAAGCACAGCGCAAAGAUGUUGAAGUCGCCUUCUGGAAGCUUUGUGGUGCCGGUCCUCGAGUCACGCCCGACAGCUCUGGCAGCGACUCUUUUCAAGGCAUCGACAUUAAAUCUGACAUCUCUCUCGGCAAGCCGAAGAUGCUCAAUGCUGUUGUUUUUACGGAUUCCAAUGUUGAGUUUCCAGUUGAAUGCAUCUACCAGGGCAUCAGCCACGCUGACUAA